UUGUGGUUAAUUCGCCAUUGUAUUGACCGCUCUGUGUUGAGUCUGAUGCCUUCUUCUGUUGCUACGUUUUAACGGAUAUCAUUCUUGACUGUGUAAUAGAUUACAACUCAUAUUUCAUCGAUAAGCCUAACUUUGAGCUCUCAAUAUGUGGCAAAUGAAGUGUGUGUUUUGGCACGCUAUCCGUUAUGGUACACUUUAUACUGUCAUCGCUGUACUAAGCGUGCUCUUAUAUUCCUGCCGGGAAAAAAGCAACCCAACUCUACCGAAGGUUCUACCUAGACUGUCCUAUCCGCCUAAGGCGACAGCCAUUGGAACGUCCUACGCAGUUGUCCGAUGGUAUGAACAACAUUCCGGCGAUGGGCCCAUAUGUGCCUAUGCAAUCGAUAGGAGGAGACUCGAUAAAAAUAACCCAUCGUGGCUAACGGCUGUCUUUGUUUCUGAGCAAUCAGGAUCCCAGUCCAGAGAAGAGCUUGUAUUCAACAUGACUGGCCUGGAAUCCGAUACAGGCUAUCAGGUCUCAGUGAGACCUAUCCUUUGCGAUGGCGCAAGGGUAUCUGAACUUGGCGAGGGGCCGACCCUUUCUCUUACAACGCUCUCAAUUGUUCUGCCCACCUUGAUGGAAGCUCCUCAAAGUACAAACCUGUCCUCUACACACGUGUCCAUCCGGUGGACAAAUCAACAUCAGGGAGACGGGCCAAUCUGUGGUUACGGAAUCAACAUCAAGAAAAACGACGACAAAGACCGUGAUGAUGAUGACAGCGAUCCAUGGCGCAGCGUCGGGUACGUGUCGGUGGAGAGUGAGCUACUGUAUGAUGUUGGUCAUCUAGAGGCGAAUACCACGUACCAAGUCGCAGUUUCUCCAAUCAACUGCAUAUCUGCUCGGGAAAGUCCACGGGAACCAAUACUGCAGUUCACCACCAAGCCUGUGACAAUUCCUGUAGUCGUUCUACCUAGAUUGUCCCAUCCGCCUAACGUGAAAUCUAUCGGAACGUCCUACGCAGUCGUCCAGUGGCAGGAGCAACAUACCGGCGAUGGGCCCAUAUGUGCCUAUGCAAUUGAUAGGAGGAGCCUCGGCGAAGAUGUCCCAUCGUGGUUGUCGGUUGGUUUUGUGUCUGAGCAAUCAGGAUCACUGUCCAAGGAAGAGCUUGUAUUCAACAUAACUGGCCUGGAACCCGAAACGGACUACCAGGUAUCAGUGAGACCUAUCCUUUGCGAUGGGGCACGGGCAUCUAAACUUGGCGAGGGACCGAUACUUUAUCUAACAACGCCCUCCAUUGAAGUAGUGACCACAGAACCAUUGAUCACCGAACCUCAGAAGACAGAGCCAAAACGUGUUCCAAUAUCAGAAGCAUCGUUCUGCACGAAGCCUAAAUGUACCGUCGUAGUAAUAUUGCUUAUUUUGGGGUACUAUCUCACCAUGAGGGAGGAAUAGUGCGAAGGACCUAUAUACAUCCACCUUGUCUACGCAUUCCUCUAACCUAUGGACAGCAUCGUCACCAAGCAAUGUGUUUGCUAUUGUAAAUGAUAAGGCCUAUUACAAAAGAUGUUGUGUUGCCCUUUAGAUGCCCCAAAAUGGGUCGGUCGGUCGAAUAAAAAAAAAAAAUCUUAUCCUUCCCCCCCCCUCUUUUGUCUGAUAUUUCUCAGUUUUGAAUGCUUUGAUAUAUUUUUCACUAAAAAACUUAAACCUUUUUCAAAAAGCCGACCGUAGAUUUCAAGAUUUUGGGGUCGGUCGCAAAGGGCAAUAUAACAUCUUUUUUUGUUAAAGUACGAAGUACGUACGUAGCAAUAGGACAAAAGAAUCCAACAGAUGGAACUGAGAUAUUUUCGACGAAUUCCAGAUAGUGCUUUGUGACUUAUACACGGGUUGCUACAGCUUCUAAAUUUGUCAUAUUUUGUUUAUACAUGUAUCAUCUAAGAAAAGAACCCUCGAAUGCUACUGAAACUACCAUACCAUACUACCAUCUCUGCGUCAUUACUAAGUUCGUAAAUUAUAGUUAAGGGAUCAAAGAUCAUUUGUUGUGCUGGUCACUGUAUAAAAUCACACGUUUUAGCUUCAUUAAAAGAUAUUCCAAGAAUUACUUGUGCUAUUAACUUUUAACUUGGUAGUCAGUAUCAUCAUACAAGAUCAUCAAGAUCAUUUGUUGUGCUGGUCACUGUAUAAAAUCACACGUUUUUGCUUCAUUAAAAGAUAUUCCAAGAAUAACUUUUGCUAUUAACUUUUAACUUGGUAGUAAGUAUCAUCAUACAAUUUGAUGGUAAUUAGGUCAAGGGACAACGGUCAUAGAGAGAUAAACGUGUGAAUUCCAGCUGUUAUCGGAUAAAUGUCACAAAGGCAAAGGUCAACCGGUAAAAAGAAGUUUAUAGUCUUGUGCAUUAAUAAUGACCCCCCCCCCCAGCUCAGAAUUAUUUAGGGUACGCAUA
Molecule: messenger RNA, 2421 nt
Organism: Strongylocentrotus purpuratus (purple sea urchin)
Lineage: Eukaryota; Metazoa; Echinodermata; Echinoidea; Camarodonta; Strongylocentrotidae
Exons: 7
Coding region: 146-1432 (428 amino acids)
Molecular function (GO): protein binding
Source: RefSeq, a predicted model, not a curated record